Molecule: messenger RNA, 1919 nt
Organism: Xyrauchen texanus (razorback sucker)
Lineage: Eukaryota; Metazoa; Chordata; Actinopteri; Cypriniformes; Catostomidae
Product: LIM/homeobox protein LMX-1.2-like
Exons: 6
Coding region: 275-1096 (273 amino acids)
Biological process (GO): regulation of transcription by RNA polymerase II; neuron differentiation
Cellular component (GO): nucleus
Molecular function (GO): RNA polymerase II transcription regulatory region sequence-specific DNA binding; DNA-binding transcription factor activity, RNA polymerase II-specific
Source: RefSeq, a predicted model, not a curated record
AUAUAUAAUAUCCUGUAGUGCAUGUCAUGUAGAAAUCAAAUCUGCAAAUGAAGAUUUUUGCUCCCUAAUUCAGUUUAUGCCAAAGUAUUUGCUCACCUACAAAGCUUUUAAACUGCUAUGUCUGAAAUGUCACGCAUAGUAAAAUCAGGUAUGUUUAAUAGGAGAGUAAAAAGGAUAAAUUUUGAUCUUAUUAUUUUUGUCUCCGCUUCUCCUCAGGUUGUUUGCCACCAAAUGCAGCGGCUGUCUGGAGAAGAUCGCUCCCACAGAGUUUGUGAUGCGUGCGCUGGAGAGUGUGUACCAUCUGGGCUGCUUCUGCUGCUGUGUGUGUGAGCGGCAGCUGUGUAAAGGAGAUGAGUUUGUGUUGAAGGAGGGACAACUGCUGUGCAAGAACGACUACGAGAGAGAGAAAGACUUAUUGCAUUCUGUCAGUCCAGAGAUGUCUGACUCAGAUAAAAGUGAGGAUGAAGACCUGGAUGUGAAGCCAGAUAAAGGAGCAGGAGGUCAAGGCAAAUGCAGUGAUGACAGUAAAGACCCCCGCAGACCCAAAAGACCUCGCACUAUUCUCACCACCCAGCAACGACGAGCAUUCAAAGCUUCCUUUGAAGUCUCCUCUAAACCCUGCCGAAAGGUCAGGGAGACACUGGCUGCUGAUACCGGUCUCACUGUUAGAGUCGUCCAAGUUUGGUUUCAGAAUCAACGAGCUAAGAUGAAGAAGUUGGCACGUCGACAGCAGCAACAACAAGAUCAGCAAAACACACAGAGACUCGGACAAGAUAUGAUCUCCAGCCGAAUGGAGAAUCUGAUGAACUCCUACACGCCGUUGGCUCCGCCUCCACACCAUCAGUUGAUCUCCAUGGAUACAAACAGUUACAGCACAGACCCGUUUCAGCAGGGCCUCACUCCUCCACAGAUGCCCGGAGAUCACAUGAAUCCAUACGGAAAUGACUCGAUUUUCCACGACAUUGACAGCGACACGUCUCUGACCAGCUUGAGCGACUGCUUCUUGGCGGCUGCGGAAGCCGGCUCCCUUCAGUCUCGCAUCGGAAACCCCAUCGACCGCCUGUACUCCAUGCAGAGCUCAUACUUUGCCUCUUGAAACCGAGACUACACACCCACGAAAACUUCUGAGCGUCCAAGCCCAGGCCUGCAACACCAGUGUCCUGCACACCAACCAACACACCUCCGCUACAAGUCCAACUAGAGACUCAAAGGACAAAAAUACAAAACUACUUGUGCUAAAAACGUACCCAGAACUUGGAUUUGCGCUGUAGGGGGUCUUGAGUCUCAAAGCUGUGCUAGACAAAUGUAUGUGCCACUAUGAACAUGUUUUCAAAAAAAGUGGAUAUAGACAUUUAAAAAUUUUUUUUUUUAGUAUAGGCAAAGUUUAAUGACAGCAGAACCAGACAAUAUUAGACAUUAAAUAGUCCAAAAGCCUCAAAAUAUAAAAAAUAAAUAAAAAUAAAAAUAAAAAAAAAGUUCAUUCCUUGGUGAACAUUUUGUGCUGUGUGCAAACACUACAUGUUUUUUCUAACUACAGAUGACAAAAAUAUCCAAUCAAAGGACAAAAUGGACAUGAAUGUGGAACUUUUUUCAAAUGCUUUGGGGGGGAAAUACAGUUGAUGUCAAGCCGAAACAGCUGUGUGUUUCUAAAGUCGGCUAGCUAUUUAUUACGUACAUUUGCCAAGUAAACCUACAAAGCUUUAUUUAAAACAAAUUGUGUUAUAGUGAGUAUAAUAAGCAUCUUUAUGUGCGUCCCUGUAAAAAGAGAGUGUAGUAUUAUUACUGUAGAUGUUUAAAAAGCUGUGUAUGUUUAUUUCGCUGUGCUAUUUAUUUGUCAUGUGCAUUCUUGGACAUUGUAGAGGAUGCAGUUUUAUGGUCAAAUUUGCUAAAAUUACCAAAGUUUGUUGGAACUGAAAAUA